CUCUCUCUCUCUCUCUCUCUCUCUCUCUCUCUCUCUCUCUCUCUCUCUGUGGUGAGUUAGCUGUCUGUCUGCCUGCCGCUCCUCUCCACUGCAUCCUGACUGACUGAAGAGCUCUGUCAUUGACUCCAUCCCGUUCUUUAUAAGAAGGUGUUAAUGACGAGCGAUACUGGAACCAGCCAGCCAGAACAGACCAGACCUUAACAGACAGGCACAGUCAACCACCGGACUGAAGCCAGCCAGAACAGACCAGACCUUAACAGACAGGCACAGUCAACCACCGGGAGGAAGCCAACCAGAACAGACCAGACCUUAACAGACAGACACAGUCAACCACCGGACUGAAGCCAGCCAGAACAGACCAGACCUUAACAGACAGGCACAGUCAACCACCGGACUGAAGCCAGCCAGAACAGACCAGACCUUAACAGACAGACACAGUCAACCACCGGACUGAAGCCAGCCAGAACAGACCAGACCUUAACAGACAGGCACAGUCAACCACCGGACUGAAGCCAGCCAGAACAGACCAGACCUUAACAGACCGACACAGUCAACCACCGGACUGAAGCCAGCCAGAACAGACCAGACCUUAACAGACAGGCACAGUCAACCACCGGACUGAAGCCAGCCUCGACAACCACAGAGAGCAGAGCAGAGGGGACUGUAAGAAUGUCAGUCUGAAGGAGAGACAGACUGUUGUCCUGUUUUUAUUCUCAAUCUUCAAGACUUCCACCCCCUGGAUGGUGUGCAGGACACAGCUGCUUGUGGAGUAUGGGUACAACUGCCAGCGCAGCGCCACAACCCGUCUCUGUCUCAGGCUCCAUAUCCUCUGUAGCGGCGCCCCAGCAUCCUCCCCCGCUUGAGAGUCUCCAUGGCAACGGGUCGGUGAACAGCAGGCAGUCUCUCAGCAUGAGCUCUUCCCAGACGGUGAAGAUCCACAGCGGCAAGGCCAAGUCUAUCAUCACUAACAAGGUGGCGCCUGUCGUCAUCACAUAUAAUUGCAGACAGGAAUUUCAGAUCCACGAUGACCUCUUCAGAACGAACUACAAAGUGGGCCGGAUAUCAGACUCAAUGCCUGAACACUACUUGGUACAGGGCGAGUUCUUCAUGGUCCAGGACGUGUACAGCAAGGCUGACGUCCUCAACACUACAGGCAGCUGCGGAGCGCCAAACUACCGCCAGGUGAAAGGAAGCUACCCGCUGUACGGCAUGGGCCAGCCCAGCCUGAAUGGCUUCAAACAGGUCCUCCAAAGACUACAGAGUCAAGGACAUGAGGAGGUGAUGUUCUUCUGUGUGCGUGAAGAACCGGUGGUGUUCCUGCACCUGGAGGAGAACUUUGUUCCAUACACCCCGCGGAGGAAGGAGAACCUCCAUGAGAACCUCCAUGGCCUGGACAAGGAGGAGACGGUGGAGACCCUGGAGCUCACCAUCAGGAAGGAGCUCCACGACUUUGCCAAGUUGAACGAUAACGUGUUCUACGUGUAUAACGACAUCGAGUACUUCAAGGGCGAGCCUCAGAGGAUGAGCAUCCCCUGUGAGGAGGACAUCCAGGUCACAGAGGAGGUCUACAGGAGACCUCUGUUCACCAUGCCUCUCUACAGGUACUACCGGCUGCCACUACCGAUGGAGGGAGCACCUCUAGAGGAGGAUUUUGAUGCCUUUGUUACUGUUCUCAGGGAGAGCCCCAACCUGUCUUUGAGAAGGGACGUUUCCAGGCCUCUGCCUGCCCUGUUGUUCAGCUGUCAGGUGGGGGUAGGGAGGACCAAUCUAGCCAUGAUCCUGGGGACCCUGGUCCUCAACCACCUGAAGACAACCCAGGAACCACCACAAGCGGAAGAGGCAGAAGCCAAGCCGCUGUUCCAAGUCAUUCAGACCCUCAUCAACAGACUACCUGAAGGCCAACAGGUCAUGGAAGAGGUUGACCAAGCGAUCGCUCUGUGUUCAGAAAUGCACAACAUAAAAGAAGCGAUGUAUGAAAAUAAGAAGAAGCUUGAAGCGAUCAGAGAUGAUUAUCAAAUUCAGGGAAGCACGACCAAAGACUACUUUCUCCACAGAGCCAUCCAGAGCCUGGAACGUUAUUUCUACCUGAUUGUGUUCAACGCGUACCUUCAUGAACAGUAUUCUCUUGGCUUUGCGUCCAACUUCAGCCAGUGGCUGUGUGCUCACCCCUGGGUGUACCGCCUGCUGGCCUGUAUGGACCUAUCAGAACUCUCCGCUCCGCCUGAUCUCGUCACCAAGGGAGCCCGCGUUCUGGUUGCUCAUGAGUACCUGUCUCCAGACAUACUCAGCACAGUGAAGGAGAUGAAGGUGGCUAACUUCAGAAGAGUCCCCAAGAUGCCUGUCUAUGGCAUGUCACAGCCUACAUCAGAGGCGACGGGUGCGGUGUUGACCCACCUGACGGAUGAGAAGAGGAAGUACAGCCACGUCCUGUGGGUCAACCUGCAGGAGGAGCUGGUUCUGGAGGGGAACGGACAGAUCUUCACCCCCAGAGAACCGUCCUGUAUGGGGCAACACAUCCCUGUCCCCGCUACAGACCCCACGCAGAUAGAGAAACUAGAGACAGCCCUGGGAGAGGAGGUUCAGAGAGCCCAGAAGUGGCUGGAGGUGACUCUGGAGCAGGAGAAACAGAUGAAGAUGUUUAAAAGCUGUCUGACGGUCCAGGAGGUGUUCAAGCAGUACCAGAGAACACACCAGGGACUGUUCUAUAAACGUAUCCCUCUGGCAGACUGCUGCGCCCCCAAGGAGGAGGACUUUGACCAGCUCUUGGAGGCCAUGAAGAGGACCUUGGCAGAGGACUCUCACUCAGCCUUCGUGUUCAACUGCUCCAACGGCAAGGGAAGGACCACCACGGCCAUGGUCAUAGCUGCUCUCACUGUCUGGCACUUCAAUGGCUUUCCUGAGUUUGGGGACGAUGAGAUUGUCAGUGUUCCUGAUGCCAAGUACACGAAGGGAGAAUUCAAGGUGGUGAUGCAGCUAGUCAGACUACUGCCGGACGGCCACCAGAUGAAGAGGGAGGUGGACAUGGCUCUGGACUCAGUUAGCGAGACCAUGACCCCCAUGCAUUACCACCUCAGAGAGAUAAUCAUCUGUACCUACAGACAGUGCAGCCCUCCUAUCCAGCCCUCCUGUCCGGCCUCCAGCGCCUCUCGUGUCCUGACGUGUAGUGCAGCCCUCCUGUCCGGCCUCCAGCUCCUCUCGUAUCCUGACGUGUAG
Oncorhynchus masou masou (cherry salmon) is the source of this 3213-nucleotide messenger RNA. Its product is annotated as paladin-like. The transcript is spliced from 19 exons. The record is from RefSeq and is a predicted model, not a curated record. Gene Ontology annotation, molecular function: protein tyrosine phosphatase activity. Gene Ontology annotation, cellular component: cytoplasm. The coding region runs from base 772 to 3213 and encodes 813 amino acids. NCBI's taxonomy places the organism in Eukaryota, Metazoa, Chordata, Actinopteri, Salmoniformes, Salmonidae.